GUGUGUGUGUGUGUGUGUGUUUGGGGGUGUUGGUAUUGAGACAAAGACGAACUGCAGCGAGUUUCUCCACUCCACUGCAGGAGUGGAAGAGCUCCACACUGAGCAGAUUUCAGCCUUCGAAGGAUCUUCAACUCUGCAGCGAUGAGGACCGUGUAACAUAAAGCCCAUCUGAUUUCAGGACUUCAGCCUCAAAUAUGAGUGAAGCUGGGGUCAGAGUGAAGAGCCAGCCAUGAUACAGAGUCCCGGGUGCAGAGAGGGAUAAGGGGCCUUGCUCAAGGGACCAACAAUGCAGCUAAGUGAUAAUGGGGCUUGAAUUCCUGACCUUCCAAUCAGUAACCUGCAGCCUUAAUCACUGAGCUACACUUCUCAAGUGGAUUACAAUUAUUAUUGGCAGUAGUAGUAUUAAGAUGUUCGAGGUGACGUGGCCAAAGUGCUUGCAGAUCUGCAUCUCCCUGGUUCUCGUAGCAAGCAUUCAUGGCAGGGUGGUGGCCCCCCGACGGGUGGAGUCACUGGUGGAUCAGCCCUUCACCCUGAGCUGCACACUAAGCAAGUCCCAAUCAGAGCAGGUGAAACAGGUACGCUGGCUGGACAUGAAGAACCAGACGCUCAUCUCAUACAUACCGGAUCAGACGGACAGCAUUAACGGACAGCACCAUGUGGAGCUGAUCGACAGCGCGAAUGAUGUGAGCAAGGUGCUCAUCAAACGUGUCAGCGCCCGGGACGAGGGCUGCUACACCUGCAUCUUCGAUGUUUAUCCCACAGGCUCCAAGGAAGCACAGACAUGUCUCACGGUCACUGCCUCAGUGAGACAGGGUGGCAAUAAGACAGUGGUGAGAGGUAAGCAGGCAUCUCUGUCCUGCCUCUAUGGCCUGCCUGAAAAGGUGCAGCAGGUUCUAUGGAAGAAAGUGGUAGAACGUGGGAUGUUACACGAUGUGGCGUCUUUCGCUAAACGGAGCGACCCCAUGAUCGAGAAAAAUUAUGCAGAACGGACAAGCCUCACUCGCUCUCUAUCAGACUCCCAGCUCACCUUUUAUCCUGUGACCGUGGAGGAUGAGGGCUGUUACACCUGCCAGUUCCACACCUACCCAGAAGGCACCAAGAGCGCCACCUCCUGCCUCAUCGUCUUUGUUCUGCCCAAACCUCAGGUGAGCUACAAAACCACGUCUCCGGGUGUGAUCGAGGCGAACUGCACCGCCGCGGCUCGGCCCAAAGCUGAGAUCGUGUGGAACGUGGAGAGGGAUAACAGAACACUGGGAGCACCGACAUUCACAGUCACACAGCAGGAUGAUGGGACGACGCUGGUCAUCAGCACACUAAUGUUAAAGGCAGACCUGCUAAAAGACGUCUCUGUCAAAUGUCUGGUCCACCACAAAGGCCUGGAGUCGGCCAUCGCUGUGUCCAUGAACACCAAGCUUGGAACCGCUUUGACCAUCCUGAUCUCAGUGACUGCAGUGGCCUUCCUUCUGAUCAUCUGCAUGUGCAUCUGCCUGUGGAAGUGUGUUCUGCGUAGUAAUGAAUAAAGCAGUUCAGACUGAAAUGGAGGAAGAUGUCCAGCUUUAAAAUCAGGACAUGGAAAACGGACCCUAACCGGAGAACAUGGAUUGAACAGACUCAGAUCUACACUCAUCUGUAAUAAUGCUUUCUGAAACGAGGGGCCACCUGCAGGGGUGUGGUCACAUGGGUACACGGAGGAGCAGGGUGGGCACUCGCUAUCUUAAUACCUCUCGUGUCAGUUUCAUUAAUUGUCUGAUGUAAAUAUCAGUCUCGCAGUCAAAGCCAAAGUUUAUGAAAUCUCCAUUUUCGCCACCCAGAAAAUAUAUUUUUACAAUCUUCAUCAUUAACUCACAUUUUAAUAUCACUUUAUGCUAAAAAAUGUAUCUUCCCGCAUUUCAUAAUUUAAAACUGUAACAUUUGAAAUAUCAGAAUACGUUGUAAUUUCAGGAGACGUCAAAAAAAAAAGUAAAAAAAAAAAAAGGCGUUUUGCAAAUGUUUUAGUUUCUAAUGAAUAAUUUGCAUAUGUUAGCUAAUAUCUAAAAACAGCUACAACUACUCUAUUACUACCUACUAGACAUUUUUGCAAGACGCAGUUCUCCCACGUGACACGACUGCCGCCGAAGGAUCUGUGUUUGAUUUGUGUCCAGGACCAUUACAAAAGAAUCCUGAAACAAGACGUGUGGGCGGAGCUAAAAAUAAAUUAAUAAAUAAAUAAAGCAGGGCUCCCUGAUUGGUCACAGCACAAUGAUAAACAGUUUCUGUAGUGUAGUGGUGGUCUGCUGAAUCUUUUUUUUUUAGACAGCUUUAGGAUGUAAAAAUUACAAUUGUAUCUCGCAAUGUAUGAUGUUAUUGAAGUUAAUUUAUUCGCACAUGUCUUCUUAGCUGAGUUUUUUUCGCUUUGGCAGAUUAUAAUGACGUAAAAUCCUUUUUUUUUAUUUUGCACACUAUACUGUACUUAAUCCAAAGUGUGUCAUCGAGCACUGGAUGAACAGUCAGAAAUGCGGACUGAAGAAGGGUGUUUUUGCUGUCACAAGACAAUUGCACCCUGGUAUUUACAUUUUACGGGCAUUUGGCAGACACAUUUAUCCAGAGUGACUUACAACUGAGCGGUUAAGGGCCUUGUUCAAGGGCCCAGCAGUGGAGUUUGGUGGUGCUGGAAUUUGAACUUGUGAUCCAAUGUCUUAACCACUGAGCUACUACCUCCCUCUGUAUUUUAUUUUGUAUGUGAUUGAUUAAUGAAGCUAAAAGAUACUCAUGAAAAUAUAUUGUGCAGAAUUUUAUCACACUUGAUACAUGAAAGCUGGAUGCCACUGUUGUUCAUUCACAGCAUCAGCCCCUGGUUUGAAGGUGAAGCCUUGAAGGACAUAGCACUCUUCUUCUACACACAUGCAGAAAAAGUUCGCAUUCUUCAUUUGUUUAUGCAGAUGUUUAAUGUAUACACCUGAGCAGGUUAAGAGCAUUGCUCCAGCCCCAGCAGUGGAAGCUGUUGGGGGCUGUCAGAGUGGUGCUGAGAUUUCAACUCAUGACCUGCUAAUCAGAUGGCUGAUGUCUCAGUCCAGUUUUAGUGUCUUCUUUUGUUAAAUGAAUGUAUUUAUGUCUAAUAUCGGCCUCACAUGGCUUUUAGUAUUGUAUAUUAUUUACUAACAGCCAAUGUAUUUGCAUUUAUUGCCAUUUCAUCUAUAUACAGUGCAGUACAGAGUGAAAUGAAACACAGUUCCUCCAGGACUUAGGUGCUCCAUGAAACUACAUAAAUUAACACAAAAACACACAACUACCAAGUGCACAUGUGGAAACAACACAAUGAGGCAACACACAGUGGCGAAAAAUUUUAUAUAUAAUAAUAAAUACUCAUUCUCAUAAA
Silurus meridionalis is the source of this 3355-nucleotide messenger RNA. RefSeq lists its product as uncharacterized. The record is from RefSeq and is a predicted model, not a curated record. Gene Ontology annotation, molecular function: cell-cell adhesion mediator activity. The transcript is spliced from 9 exons. NCBI's taxonomy places the organism in Eukaryota, Metazoa, Chordata, Actinopteri, Siluriformes, Siluridae. Bases 408 to 1520 code for a protein of 370 amino acids.